AUGCAACGUGUGAUGAGUAUGGCAGCACAGAUGGGCGUCAGUGCAAAUGAGGCUAUUGUCAUUGGCAUUUCGCAGCGAACUGUGCAACAGAACCCUGGAGGUGCCACUGGGAAUCUCUCGCCUAAUCGUCGAGUCCGUCGACAAGCAGCGUCCAUGAGAGCCUCGAGACCAGCUCGGACAUCUACUCGGGCGCCAGCUUCAGAAGAGACUGGAGUCACUGAUCCUGCAACUGAUCCUGCAGCAGCAGUACCCACUAGCGACCCGGCAGCUGAUCCAACAUCGCCAUCUAAUGGCACCGCAACUGACCCUAACGCUCCCACUGAAACACCCGCUGACACCGCGACUCCUCCUGAUCCAGCCGCCUCGACUCCAUCUGUAGAUGGCGGUUCUACAACAAAUACCCCACCUCAGGAUCCUAACAACCCCGCAGCCACUCAGCUGCUUCUUAACCCAACUUUCCAAGCGGUAAAUGGCCCGACAGCAUUCGAUCCCGCGACAGGCCGCGUGAUGGUUGCAGUCAAUCAGAUUGAUGGAGAAUUCAUCAUCACCAUGCAGAAGUCAGCCAGCGCAGGCCUGGCUCCUCAAGGAGGCAAUGGGACAGCAGGAGCCGGCGGCGCUACCGGUGAGCCUCAAAGCGCAUCGAGUACAUCAGGUCUCUCGAGUGCCGCAUCUGGUCAAGGAGGAAUAACAUUCACCAUGGCUGAGUUGACAUCACUCAUGGAGCAACAGAGAAUGGGCAGUGCAGGAUUGGCCAUAACAAUGAUGCAGGCAGCCAGCGGUGGAGUACCAAUUUGA
Molecule: messenger RNA, 795 nt
Organism: Cadophora gregata
Lineage: Eukaryota; Fungi; Ascomycota; Leotiomycetes; Helotiales; Ploettnerulaceae
Exons: 2
Coding region: 1-795 (264 amino acids)
Source: RefSeq, a predicted model, not a curated record